GUCGGAAACCGCCGUGUCUGUAUAUAGUACGUUUACAUGUUCGACUUCUGAUCCGUAGAGUCCGUUUACACUCUACAUCUGUUACCCAGUGCAGUGUAUCGAUCAAUUUAAUGUGUAUCAGGACUAAACAAUUCAAAUAAGCAGCAUUCCUACUAACAAUUGCUGAUGUCGCGGUAAUGUUAAUAUGAUGCUGAGAGAAUAGCAGCAAUAUCAUCCAUCUGCAUUACUGAGGCGGCGGUAGUGACAGUGACAGUUUUUCGAAUUAACAACUUUGAAUUUUAACUUGUAUAGAUAAUACCAUAGUGUAUUGUAGCAAUGUUAUAAAUUGCUGAUGUAUCAUGAGGUAGUGCUAUCCAACAAUAUCGCGGAAGCAGCGGUAGUUCUACAAUAGCCGCAACAAUAUCCGACAAUAUUGCUGAUGCUGCAGUUGUACUUCAAUUACCGAGUAACUAAAUAGCAACAUCAUCCAACGAUACUGCUGAGUAAAGAGCAGCAACAUCAUCCAACGAUAUUGCUGAGUGAAUAGCAGCAACAUCAUCCAACGAUAUUGCCGAGUGAAUAGCAGCAACAUCAUCCAACGAUAUUGCCGAGUGAAUAGCAGCAACAUCAUCCAACGAUAUUGCUGAGUGAAUAGCAGCAACAUCAUCCAACAAUAUUGCUGAUGCGGCGGUAGUGGCAAGCAGCAGCGCCGAUGGAUGCGGCGAGCGGCCCGUCGCUGCGGCUGCGCGGCGGCGUGAACAGCGGCGAGAGCAAGCGCGAGCUGAGCCUGUGCACCAGCGCCAUGUCGCCGGAGACGCAGCGCCUGCUGCCGCCGGUCACGGAGACCAUCAUGACCAAGCCCUUCCCGAUACGAGGGGAGCGCGCAAACUAUGUGAACAUUCCGCACGUGAUCGCAAUGGUGGGGCUGCCCGCGCGCGGCAAGACCUACAUCUCCAAGAAGCUCUCACGGUACCUCAACUGGAUAGGAAUUAACACAAGGGUCUUCAACCUGGGCGAGUAUAGGCGUCACGCGACCACCGCAUACACAAGCCACGAGUUCUUCCGCGCAGACAACAAGGAGGCCAUGGCCAUCCGCCAGCAGUGCGCGCUUGACGCGCUUCACGACGUCUGCGAGUGGCUGGUCAAGGGCGGCGAGGUGGCCGUGUUCGACGCGACCAACUCGACCAUGGAGCGGCGGCGCAUGAUCCGAGACAUCGUCGUACACAAGAUGGGCUUCAAGCUGUUCUUUGUUGAGUCCGUAUGCGACGACCCGAGGAUCAUCGAACAAAACAUAAUGGAGGUAAAAGUGAGCAGCCCAGAUUACACAAACAUCCAGAAUGCAGACAAUGUUCUAGAUGACUUCCGAUUAAGGAUAGAACACUAUAAGGAAAAGUAUGAGCCCCUUGAAGAGACGUUAGAGUCGGAAUGCAGUUUCAUGAAGAUCUACGACACGGGAGAGAAGGUGGUGGUCCACAAACACGAGGGACACAUACAGAGUAGAAUUGUAUACUAUCUCAUGAACAUACACAUUGUACCCAGAACAAUUUAUUUGACUAGGCACGGCGAGAGCUUGCACAACCUGGUGGGGCGCAUAGGCGGCGACAGCGAACUGUCGGCGCGCGGGCGGCAGUACGCGGGCGCGCUGGCCGGCUACAUCGAGCAGCAGCACAUCCCCGGCCUGCGCGUGUGGACGUCGUGGAUGCGCCGCGCCAUCCAGACCGUGAAGGACGUGCGCGCGCCGCAGGAGCGCUGGAAGGCGCUCAACGAGAUCGACGCGGGCAUCUGCGAGGAGAUGACAUACGCGGAGAUCCAGCAGAAGUACCCGUCGGACUUCAACGCGCGGGACGCCAACAAGUUCGCGUACCGGUACCCGCGCGGCGAGAGCUACGAGGACCUGGUGGCGCGCCUGGAGCCCGUCAUCAUGGAGCUGGAGCGGCAGGGCAACGUGCUGGUGGUGUCGCACCAGGCCGUCAUGCGCUGCCUCCUGGCCUACUUCCUCGACAAGUCCGCCGAGGAGCUGCCGUACCUGCACGUGCCGCUGCACACGGUCAUCAAGCUGACGCCGGUGGCGUACGGCUGCCGCGAGGAGCACAUCACGCUGUCCGUGGACGCCGUCGACACGCACCGCCCCAAGCCCGCUGAGGAAGAAGACGACCACGCCACAGGCUCGAACGUGAUACCCGCCCCGCCCAUCAGGCCGCCCGUGCCGCCAAUCAACGGGGACAUCAACGGGGAAACCAAUGGGGAGAAAAAGGAAGAUUACAAUUAGAUAUGAUCCAUAAACAAUGUAGACAAUAGUGACCGAUCGACGACUGGGUAUCGGCCUAACGUUCCUCUGAAAUUUGGUUUUAAAAAAAUUUCAGGUUUGAAAAUUUGGUUUAUAGAAACCUUUCUUACGAGUACCUCGUAUUUUUCUACUGUUAAAUUGUGUCUUUGAUAUACUUUUUUUUCAAGGGCCACGAACUGAGCGUCUGCGUUAAAAUAAAAUAUGAAGAAUUAUGGCUUACAAUAUCAGACUUUUAUGCUAGUAGUUCGAUUUUAUAUUGAUGCAAGUUCUUACGAUUAUACAUUUACGUUUUAUAAUUAAUAAUAUUUAUAAAUAAUAAUUUAAUUAUAAUAUUAUUUUUGUGUGGGCAUCGAGAAUACAAAAAACCUAUCAGAAAAUUCAGAAUGAUAUAUUGUAAUAGUGCUUUUGGAACCGAUAUUUUUAAUAAGGCCGUGAUAGGCCAGUGGAUAUGACCUCUGAAAUAUCACGUGUCUCAACGGUGAAGGAAAAACAUCGUGAGGAAACCUGCAUACUAGAGAAUUUUCACAAUUCUCUACGUGUGUGAAGUCUGCCAAUCCGCAUUGGGCCAGCGCGGUGGACUAUUGGCCUAACCCCUCUCAUUCUGAGAGGAGACUUGAGCUCAGCAGUGAGCCGAAUAUGGGUUGAUAAUGAUAUGAGGCAAGAGAGCGCCCGGUCUUCAAAGACGAAAAUAGACUAUUUCGAGCGACACAAGCGAGUCGUGGAAGAUAGAAAAGUUUUUCUAGUAUUGACGGACUAACUUCGAUCCGAAGAUAGCACAGACAUGAUAAUGAUAAUGAUAUGGGACUUUCGUUGCGCUUUACCUACUAUGGGGAUGAUGACUAGGAUUGAAUAGAUUGAUUUUUAUGAUACAUUCGGGUAAAUAAGGUCAAUGUUAAUUAAUUUAUACAUAAAAAACAAAGAUUGAAUGGAUAUUUGCAAAAUAAAUAAGAUUAUAAAAUUUCAAAAAUACAGUUUUAGCUUCCUUACAUUAAAUGUGACAUUUUUUUAUAUGUGAACUAGAAACAUAAACGCAGAAAUAUCAAAGAUAUUAGUAAUUUUGUUUUAACGCCCAUACAAAUCUAACGAUCAUUAAUUGCCUACGACGUCAUAAGUUCGUACCAUUUUGUAUGGGGCGUUUUUCAGGGAUCCGCGGCAGCGCCGCAAAUCUGACCCUUUAAAUCCCUGUAGCUCCGAAAGUAAUGAUCGCAGAUACCCUGUUACUUUUUACAAAAUUGCUUUACUAUUAGCGUACUCUUAAUUUAUAUACAAUUUAAAAAAACUGUCAUCAUCCCUAUUCAUUUUGAGAUCACGUUUCUACAGAGAGCAAAUUAUUUAAAUAUUCAAAAUCAAUGAAUGACAUAAUGUGAUUUAAUAAAAUUAUAAAGCGCCAUUUUCGUGGCCCAUGCAUUUUAGGGUACUUUAAAUAAUGAUCUUCAUAUAGAAAAAAUAAAUGAAUCAGUUUCGGUCGGUCACUAAUAAUAGCUAAUUAAUAAUUGUAAUAUAGAUAUCUGACCAAUAUUACAUGGAUAAUAUUUCGUACGUGUUUGGUAGGACUGCGUUUCAGUUUUAAUUGUACAGAUAAAAUACGUCGAACAUAGACUAUUUCGAUAGUAGGUAAUUUGUCUAUGACAGUUUGUGCUAUUUUUGAGAUAGGUUCAUAAUUUGUCUUGACUCUAAAGUCUAUUUAUGUAUUCACAACGUAAUUUACAUUAAAAACACUAUAAUCAUUUUACAUCAUACUAAAGGUCCAUGUAUUUUUUCUGUACGAUUAAAAAAAAAUAAUUCACGUUCUGCGGGAGUCGACGGAUUUGAGACUGAUGAUAGUGAGUUUAGAAUAAAUAAAUAAAAUCAUGACGAAAAUAUUAUAACAAACAAAUGAAAUUAAAUUUCAUUUUCAUUCCCAUUUUUCGAUGUGCAUCUACGCGUGGAGCUACAUUCUAUCGCAAAACUUAAGUUGCUAAAUUGAUAAAUAUUGUCUAAUAGCGAGUUUCAGAAUGUUGAUAAAGAUUGCUCAUGCUCAUAGUCAUAGCUUGUUCGUUGAUAACACUCCCAUGAUAUGCGGCCGACGGGGGCGAAGGACAGCGCGGGUGUGAAAUCGUAUACGCGGGGCAGAGGGAAAGUCUGUGCGGGUAUGAGGUUGGCGCGCAGGGCAUAGCUACCCCCCUCCCGAACCGCGCGGACCAUCGGGAGAGUUACGAACGAAUUUACUAAACUAUAAUAGAAACACAAAAGUGAUUUAUUGGAAACUAGUCUACCGAGAUUACCAAAAUUUGGUAUAAAAUACCAUUAUUUAUUAAUUGGGGAUUUAUUCUACCAAAGACUAUUCUUGUAUUAUUUUUUUAUUAUUUGUAGGUUCUCCAAAUCAAACAGAUGACAUUUUUUUUGGUAUUUUUAUGAAGAGCUUAAGAUAAAUAAGGAUUAGUAAUAAAUAGUAUAUACGAAUUUCAUAGACAAAGUAUACAAAGUAUAGGUUUAAUACUAAAAUCUAAAUGAAGUGAUAUAUUUAUUUCUGUCGCUUAAUCUAUGCAUCUAUUUCCCUCAUUUAUUUUGUAUCAAAACCAGAUAGAUGAUCAGAAUUGCAAGAAAUAAAUAUUAACGUUAAAGGAAUCCCUUAUCCUUGUCAUAUGGCAAUAGGUUCUCAAAGUAAGCAACAGCGCCCCCUUGUGGGCGUUUGAGGCUUUAAGGGGGGAUAGUAGAUAACACAUUAGGGAAAGGAAUAUGCAGAUUAAAAUAAUAUACUCUGAAAUUUUGAUAUUAUACAUGAUGCUCGGGAGUAUUUUCCAUAACUUCAAGGUGUUGACAACUCCACUUGUAGAAAUCGAACUGCAUAACAAUUUUUUUUUAACUAAAAAAAAACUUUUUAUGUGUUAUAAAGUAAUUCAGAUAAUUCCGACUAUCCAUGUAACAUACGCCUUUAUCUAUCCUUGCAUUUUAAAAUACGUAAUCGUAGUGGUAAGACUGUCGAUAUCGACGAGAUAUUGCAACUGGCACUACGCACUUCACUAGUAAGCUACUUCAUGAUACUUAUCAAUGAAUAAGUUUGGCUAAUCAUAAUAUAAGGAUGCGAUAUAAGGGACACAAUUCAAGAUCGAUUUACAAAAGAAAUAUUCAUUUUAGAACACAUGUUAGACAUUUUUAAUUAAAGUUAUGGGAAAUACUCCCGAGCAUCCUGUAUAAUGCCAACUAACUUAUAAAUGUAUCAUAUAUGAAAAGCAGGAUUUUAAACAACAUUUAUUAUACUCAAAUUUUCAUUUAGAAAUAAGUAGAUUAUAUUUUUGUAUUUUUUAUAUACUGUCAUAGUACCUACUCUUGAAACAGCACAAUUUUAUGUAAUAUAAUGUUUACUCAAAAUUGUUUUAGAGCACGGUUUCAAUGGGUUAUCAGUUCGCAGAACCCUGUCUUUUCUGUUCAAGCCUUCAAAUCACCUGACCGGUUCAUUGACUAGACCAGAGAUUCCCAAACUUUUAAGAAAACUAAACUCCCACUAAGUACCAUUUACACCAUAUCAAAUAUGUAAUUACUAAUUACAAAUUAAAGAUACUGUAAUUUAAAUAAGUACAAAAAAAAAAUUGAGAAUAUUUAAAAAGGUGAAACACUUUCUUUGAACUGGUGACACAAUUUACCUAAUUCUUCACAUUUUUAAUUGUGUCACUAUUAAUUCAAAAACUGUUUCAUAAUUGGGAAUUAUUUGAACUACAAUAAUAUCUGGGAUAGCAACCAAUCUGAGUUAAUCUAAAUAAUUUCGCGGAUCACUGGUGAUUUGUCAACGUAACUCAUUUUAGGACCACAAUAGAAUACAACAAUAGCCUUAAUCUUGCCCAAAGAAACCACGCUCUUAAAACUUCUACUGCCAUAGCCUGAAUAAAAAAAAUAUUUUAAUAUGAUAGUCAUGUGAAUGUUCAAACAAUAAACUGUGACACAGUGGCUUGCACUUCAUAGGUGCAACAAUAAACUGCCUAUACCUUGAGAAUUUAGUAUGAACUGAUUCAUUUUGUAUGAUUAGUACCCCUACCCUAGUUAAAGACUCUGUGCUCGCCACUGACUAUGGUUGGCAGUGAAAUCUUACAGCAUGUGCAAACUCUUUAACUAACUUGUGCUGAGUCAUAGCGUCCAAAAACCAUUUGAAUGUAGCUCCUAGUGGAUUUUUUUAAUAAUCAAAAUCGAUUUUUACCUACUCCUAUCACUUUAUCAUAUUGAUAUAAAAGAUUAGCUAUAUAUGUAUAUGUAAAGGAUUUUUAUAAAGUAGCUAUAUAAUGUUAAUGUAAAUUUAUUAUUAUUAUUAUUAAUUUAAAAUUUUAAAAUAUAAGCGUAUUCUAAGCGGG
This is a messenger RNA of Bicyclus anynana (squinting bush brown), 6588 nucleotides long. It is a transcript of the gene Pfrx, whose product is annotated as 6-phosphofructo-2-kinase/fructose-2,6-bisphosphatase. The record is from RefSeq and is a predicted model, not a curated record. Gene Ontology annotation, biological process: fructose metabolic process; fructose 2,6-bisphosphate metabolic process. Gene Ontology annotation, cellular component: cytosol. Lineage: Eukaryota; Metazoa; Arthropoda; Insecta; Lepidoptera; Nymphalidae. The transcript is spliced from 11 exons. Bases 692 to 2248 code for a protein of 518 amino acids. Gene Ontology annotation, molecular function: fructose-2,6-bisphosphate 2-phosphatase activity; 6-phosphofructo-2-kinase activity; ATP binding.